GAAUAAUUUUUUAAAAUAUGCAACGAAUGGUCUAUAAAUCAUUUAUUUUUAAUAAACAGACUUCACUGUUGCUGUUGUCAACAAUUGCUGUCAACCAUUUGUAUCGCCAACAACAACAACAGCAUCAGACCAGACAAACAUCAUAUGAAAUACCGGUUAAGUCGUGUCUUAGUUUGAGAUCACUUUCAGCGAUUAURACYAUAAGAUUAGCUCAGUUGGCGGCUAAURAUGACAAUCAAUGGAUAGACAAUGUUUACAAUAAAAGCAUUAAAAGUGUGGUCAAAAUUAUGCGACGUGAUAUAACUGACGAGGAAKCCAUAUAUUGGGGCACCGGUUGGAUAGUAGAUGCAAAUACUGGCCUAAUUGUCACCAAYUAUCACAACGUUGAUGACUUCACUGUUGUUAAGGUUCGACUACCGCAUGCUUACCGAGUGCAAGACCUGUUGGCUGACAUACCAGAUAAAGAUCGCAUCUUAAGAGAUAAUGAAGAUAUAAGCGAGUGGUGGGCGCAUGUGAUUUAUGUUGAACCGCAUCUGGAUCUGGCACUGUUGACAUUACCAAAGAUUAAGUCCGGACAGCUAACUCAGCUUAGGAUUGCCAAAACAGACGCCACAUUUGGCGAUCAAGUAAUGGCCAUUGGAUUUCCCGAUUUGGAUAAAUCUGUGAUAAUUGGUAUAAUAAAAUAUGUACACUAUUUAGAUGAGGUUACAGAAGGAUGGUAUAAGUAUGAGGACCUACAGUGGCCCACAAAUCAGUUAUAUAUGUUUGCAUCGGCUACAGGUUCACAUGGUUGUUCCGGUGGAGCAGUGAUCAACACGGAUGGCCAAGUAAUAGGUGUAUUAUUUAGUACUGGUUUUAAAGCACUGACCAUUACUAGAAGACAGGAUCUGUUAGAUUUUAUAGACAGAGCAAAAGGCAAAGGACAGGAAAUUCGUCAGAAAUUAGUUAAUAAUAGAAAACAGUUGUAUUCCUCCGGCAAACCAUUUAUAGGUGUUUUUGUCAAAUACAGUACUGAUAGUCAAACCUAUUGUGUCCAUAAAUAUAUGCCAAACGCUAAGAAUGUCAGACAAAACUUUAAAAUUGGUGAUCAAAUUAUAACUAUCGAUAAAAAAUCAAUUAACAAUUUUGAUGACUUAAUGAAUGCCAUCAAUCAGUUAUCCAUUGGACAGUCAAUUGAAUUGGGGAUUAAAAAACUUAAUAAACAAGAAGUGACUGCAAUUCAAUUUAAUCGACAAACUAUUGAAAACUCUUGUUUUUUCUAA
Oppia nitens is the source of this 1262-nucleotide messenger RNA. Its product is annotated as probable periplasmic serine endoprotease DegP-like. The record is from RefSeq and is a predicted model, not a curated record. Gene Ontology annotation, molecular function: protein binding. NCBI's taxonomy places the organism in Eukaryota, Metazoa, Arthropoda, Arachnida, Sarcoptiformes, Oppiidae. Bases 18 to 1262 code for a protein of 414 amino acids. The transcript is spliced from 4 exons.